AUGGCCGGGUUCUCCUUGUAUUUAUCAAACACAUCAAAAAUUAAAGAUGGAUUACUUUGUUACAAAGAUGUACCUGAAUUACCUCCUUUGAAUUUCACCACCAAGUGUGUGGGAUUUGGUCGAUUCGUCACUUUUUACAACGAGCGAUGGUUCUCAAAGAAAUAUCCAGAUGAUUACAAUUUUCCGUUGACUGAAUUAUGUGAAGCAAACGUGCAAGCAUGUGCCCCUGGAUCAUACGGAAUUGAGUGUAAACAUCAGUGCAAAGGUCACUGCAUGAACAAUGUACCUUGCAAUCACAUAACCGGUAAAUGCGACGGGUAUUGCGAGUAUGGAUGGUUUGGAAUAUAUUGUGACGAAGCUUGUCCUUUUGGAACAUACGAUGUACAUUGCCGGAAGAACUGUAGUGGAAGUUGUUGGAAUAAUAGUAACUGUAAUGUCGUGACAGGAAAGUGUGACUAUGGAUGUAAACCACGUUACCUUGGAGAGUAUUGCAAAAAAGAGUGUUCACCAGGAAUGUUCGGAAAUGCAUGUAACAAUAAUUGCAGUGGUCAAUGCAUGCAUGUAAACAAUAAAACGUGCCAUCAUGUUGAUGGAGUUUGUCUUAAAGGAUGUAACAAAGGAUUCCAUGGGAAAUAUUGCGACAGAAUUUGA
Molecule: messenger RNA, 651 nt
Organism: Saccostrea cuccullata (small rock oyster)
Lineage: Eukaryota; Metazoa; Mollusca; Bivalvia; Ostreida; Ostreidae
Product: multiple epidermal growth factor-like domains protein 10
Exons: 5
Coding region: 1-651 (216 amino acids)
Molecular function (GO): scavenger receptor activity
Source: RefSeq, a predicted model, not a curated record